This is a messenger RNA of Seminavis robusta, 2852 nucleotides long. Lineage: Eukaryota; Bacillariophyta; Bacillariophyceae; Naviculales; Naviculaceae. The record is from the annotation of a GenBank genome assembly.
GAGGCCUUGAGCAACAAGCUCUCAAUUUGUUGCAUUGACAGUCCUGAACUACUGCACGGUAUAUAGUACGGCAUGUCAACAGAACGCAUCUAUAUCGGAGGACUGCGGCCGCCCCAUCUGACGGCGGGAGACUUGUUAGGACGGCUUCAAAAGUCGUUGGGAUCCGUGCUGGAGAUUGAUGCAGAUGAUCGCAGUGCCAAGGAAGCGGCCUGUUUUCUUCACGUCGCCGCCAAACUCAAGAAGAAUGACGACGACGACAGUAAUAAUAAGACGGCACUGGAACACAUUGCCAAACUCUAUCACAAUGUGACUUGGAAAGGAUGCAGAUUACGAGUGGAACCUGCAAAACCUCAUUUUCUGCAACGGCUGCAACAAGAAAUUCAAGAAAGAAAGCAAACUACUACUACUACCUGUGCAAAUAUUAUCAAGGAUUCGGAUGAGAGUCAAACCGAGGAACCAACGCACAAUCCAGCAACUACUAGUAUACCGCCAGUGCCGUCCAAGAAUGCCCGACGACACUUGAAGAUUCGACAACGCUAUGGCGAACAAGUGUUCUCUGUCGACACUAAGCCUUAUGCCGUCGAAAGUUGGAGAGGCAUGCAGGCAUUGCUGAGAAAAAUUGAACGUCGCAAAAGACACUAUCAACAAGAACUCAAAAACAAUUCCCUGACACACAAAAAGAACAGCAAAAAGAACAACAAUAAUACUGCCAAUAUUCGGACUCAAGCCAAGCUCAACCGAGCGGUCCAUUUGAGAUUCACCAUUCAUCAGCAACAGCAAAAAGAAUCAUCUGAUAAGGAUGCACGACAAGUAGCUUCUACCGCCAAAAUCAGGGAUGAAUCUGAUCAGUCGUCGUCGUCGUCGUCGUCGUCGGUUGUGUCUACGUCGUCCAGUUCCCCUUCUUCUUCGUCCAGUGAUGAUAGCGAUACAGAUGAUUCUUCCGUGGAACAACAAGAGAACGACAAUCAUCUCAAGACUACUGGUACCAAUUCAUCCACUGCAAAACUUUCAAACUAUGUAUGGUCGUCGUCUUCUUCAUCAUCUUCAGUAUCAGGGGACGACGAGUCAGAAUCACAGAAUGAUAAUGAUGAUGAUGAUGACAACGAUGGAAGCGCAUCCGACAAUGACGAAGAAGACAUUGACAAGGACGGAACGAGGGCAACAGAGCCGCCAGAAGAAAGCAACACAAAGCCUGAAACCAACAACAAAUCAUCGAGUUAUGCAUGGUCGUCUUCAUCAUCAGAGGACGAAUAUGAAGAUGAUGCAGAUCAAGACACGAAAAAUGACAAGGUAGAAGACAUGACAAAGAUGGAAACGUCUAGACAACAACAAGACGCCAAAAAGAUCGCAUCCUCCGAACAUGAGUCGGAAGGCACUUCUGAAGACGAAUCUUCCUCGGCUUCCAGUAAUGAAGAGUCGGAAGGAUCACAACCCAUUAACGGCAACAACAAGCAACACCACUCGCCCAGGCUACCAUCGCAAUUCGAUGAGUUUGAGUCCGCCAUGCCAACCGCCAAGGGCGACACUGACAGUGACAACGAUGGUUCAGAUAUAGAUAUAAAGAAUCACGAUCCAGAAAGCAUGCAACAAGACGAGAGUGGCAAUUUGCUCCAGGAUGUCGAAUCCAAUCUCAGUGUCCUGGCGUCCUUGUUCCCGGAUAUGAAAAAGACACAGCCACGCAAGGUUGCCAGCGCCGAAAACGACGAUGCACAAGGCAAUGCAGCUGCAGCCACCCAAAGCAAGAAAGGAUGGAGUGCCGGGGGCAUAAUGCUCCGAUAUGACCCUCGAAACGAUACGUCAACCACGACGACAAAAACGAACAUUGAGGCGAAAGAGUCGGAAAAAGACAAGCAAGAGUCCGAUAAUACUGCCAGUAGCGAGACUUCAGCGGAAGAAGAAGUGACCUCGGAAGAUGAGGUGACCUCGGAAGAAGAUGAGAUACCCGACAAGGAAAGGAAGGAUAGUUCGUCAGAGGACAGCAGCGCAGAAUCAGACUCGGAGGCUCCUGAGAAUGAAAGUGAAAGUGAAAAUGAUGACCCGCGUGAGAAGAAAAACCCUGCAGCAGCAGCAGCAGCAAUCAACGAAUCUCGUGGUCCAGCAGCUACUUCUGAAGGGGACAUUUACAAGCAGGCAAAGUUGGAGGAUCUCUUUCGCGAGGCAAGAGAAGGAGUUUCAAGUACUAGUAGUGUGAAACCGACACCAGGCGCCACUUCCGGCACUGCUGGAGGGUUCUCCUUUGGUUUCGACCUUGGAACGGAUGAACCUGUGAAGCCACCUGCAGCCUCGGCAUGUUUUUCGUUCUCCUUCUUUCCGUCGUCAGAGCCGGAAACCAACAACCAAGAGGCGAAGGGAGAAAGCAAAGUGGAUACCGACGAAGAGGGAAAGAAAGUCGCUGAACCUGCAGACUCUGCCGCCGCGGAAGAACUGAACCAGCCCAAGCAACAACCUCCCACGUUUCGUCGACGAGGCAUGCUGCUCCCAAAGAAGGUUAUCGACCAGUAUCAAGAGGAUUUUUACGUAAUGGGUGAUGGUCUGAAGAUCUUGCAAGACUUGGAAAGGUAUCACAAAGACCCAGAAGUGAAGGCGCAUUGGAAACAAGAACGACAAAGUCUAACCUUGGAUUGGAAACGAAAGAGGAGGCAUGCUGUGGAAGCUCGCUCAAAGCACCAAAGGAGCUACAAACAACAGCGUCGCUGACUUUUUGGUUUCUGCCAAGUCUAGCCAAGGCUAGCGUAACUGCAUGCGUACCGGUACCGUAUUGCAAUGCCACCCAAUUUUCCAAAGAGUUUCUGUCUAGACGUCUGUCCACACCUGAAAAGACACAGCCGCAUUCCCCCAAGUAUUCAAUGGUU